Molecule: messenger RNA, 285 nt
Organism: Vicia faba (fava bean)
Lineage: Eukaryota; Viridiplantae; Streptophyta; Magnoliopsida; Fabales; Fabaceae
Source: the annotation of a GenBank genome assembly
AUGAAUCAAGCUAUAGCAGGAGGUUGGGAACCCAUUGGGAACAUUGGUGAUAUACGCUAUAUUCGAAUGGCCAAUUUCGCAGUCACGCAGUAUGACAGGCAAGUAGGAGCAAAAUUGGCGUUUGAGAGACUUAACAAGGUUGAAUACCAGGUUGCUGCCGCCAGGCAAUACUUCCGCCUCCAUCUUUCUGCAAAAAACGGUCCAUUUUCUAACAAUUAUGAAGCUAUUGUGUGGCUACCGCAAUUGAGCUUGGUACUACACCUUGAUUCCUUUAAACGUAUUUGA